Molecule: messenger RNA, 13173 nt
Organism: Ruditapes philippinarum (Manila clam)
Lineage: Eukaryota; Metazoa; Mollusca; Bivalvia; Venerida; Veneridae
Exons: 99
Coding region: 1-13173 (4390 amino acids)
Cellular component (GO): extracellular region
Molecular function (GO): peptidase inhibitor activity
Source: RefSeq, a predicted model, not a curated record
AUGGGUCCAACCACCGGGCAUCCGGAGUCUGAUUCAGGAUCCAUUUCUGGGUUUGCUAUCAGUUUCUCUACUUAUAGCAACAAGAACGGCUUUUGCCCACUGCAGCUGGCUACAUCAGAUUGCAGAGUGUGUGAAGAUACUAGAGGGUCAGAUGAAUGUGGCUCGGAUCUACAGUGUGAAGAUGAUGCCAAGUGCUGCUUCGAUGGAUGCAGUAGAAAAUGUACAGGGCCAGCAAAGAAUCCAAUCAUGUUAAGAACCGCUGUUUUGUUGGUCGAUGAGCCCUGGAAUGAUAAAUACUAUUCAGCUGAGAAUGAAGACACAAUCGGUCUGAAUAACAAGUAUAAAAAUAUUCUGGAGAAUCUGAUGACUCAUCUUGGUGAUAAAGUGAAAACUACCUCUCCAAAAUUUGAUCUGAGCAUGUCUUCCGAAACUGACAACAUCGAGUUGAGAUUUGAUUUUGCGUCCUUUGUUCCGGAUGACGAAAUGAACACUAUGAUUGGCAGAUACUUUGAAGAGAAUGUCAUGAACAUAAAACCCUUAUAUACUGAAUACAUCAAAGAUGGAGAAAUAAGUAUUGAGCUGGAGAAAGAGGGGACUUGUCCGAGGUUUUCGUUCGAGCUCAGCACCGGAUACCACCAGCAGUGUUGCGAUGAUUUCUCGUGCAAUGAUGACAAGAAGUGCUGCAAGUUUUCAAGUUUUCAGCAAAACUGUGUCACACCUUUUGCAGGAAACCUGGCAAAUUGUGAUGAUCCAGAAGUACUUAAAGAUGCAUUGGAAUCAUGUCAGUUAAAUUUGGCGGAAUUGACCGUGUAUGAGUGUUCGGAACUGUAUGGAACUAAGAUGAAAUGUGUGCUUGCCUUCUUUAACAAGGAUCGUACGGAAUUCACACAGUGUAUUAUGGGAGAUUUGAGACUUGCAAUCAACAGUACCAUACCGAAGGAAUCCAAUACAAUAGCAGCUAGAGCAAAGAUUUUCGAUUGUAGAUUGUUAGAGGUGGCAAUUACUGUAGAACUUCCCGAAUGUGACAAAACCAUUCCUGCAUUUACAGAAUAUCAAACUAGACUUGAAAAUGCUCUUGCAAAAUUGGCUAACUUUGAGAAAAAACAGGAGUAUUGCAGAUAUCAAAAGUUCCGCACUAUUGGACGUUUCUAUACCGACGAAGAUGUUUACACCAUAGAAAACAAUAUCUAUAAUGACUUAAAUACUAUUGUUAGAAGAAAGCGAGAGUCAGAUGACAACAAUUUUUUGAAAGCAAAUAUAAGAGUCACAAAUGUGGAUCAACAAGGAAUCGACUGGUGUAAUAAUGAAGAGUUGUCAAAGAAUUUCGGGCUAAAAUGUUUAACGGAUGCAGCGCGCUGGAGUGAUCAAGAAUACAGGAAAUGCGGAUUUGUUUUUGAUUUCUUCGAAUGUGUGGAAAACAAAUUCAGAAAGAUUCAAAAUCGUGAUACCUCUUAUGACUGUGAAAUGUCGGAUGACAUGCUAAAGGACUCUGUGAUACCAUAUAUCGAGACUGAAAUGGAAAAUAUGGAUGUAAAUCAGAGAAAUCUUGAUAAACUGAAGAUGUAUGAUUCGGACAAAUGCCCGGAUUAUGAUACAGAUGUGAACCCCUGUUUUGAUGAUGACAUGAGAGAAGAAGCUUACAAUCAAUGUCAGUCUCAAUUUCCAUUCCCAAAUACGCUGGAUAUUUCGGAUUCUAAAAAUUGCAGAAAAUUCUAUGAUCUAUCAUUCUGUAUGGCAACAAAGUUACGAGACAAUGGAGCGCGAUGUGGUUUCCAAGACAUAGAUGAACACUUGAUGAAUAAAUUAAUGGAUGACCGCACAGAAGUGUCCAACGGUCCAAGAUAUUUUAACAACUGGAUUUGUGCUGAACACAAACCAGUAUGUAGUGCGAACAACAUAAUUGACAGCGUACAUGGUGAUUGUAUGAGACAUGAUUAUUAUGCUGGUCCCUUUACCUGCAGUGACGAGAAAGGAAGAAUGAAGUUCAGAAAGCUAGUAUCAUGCCUUGCCAUAGAUGGUUUGUUCAAGAAAGAGGUUGAUUGUACAGUAUCGAGGAUCAUGGAGAUGAUUAAGAUGGACAAAUACAAUUUAGGCCUCAUCAAUUCAACUACUGGCAUUGAUAUGUGCCUCUCAGAUGAUGAACAAUCUAACCUAGAACUUGAACUGAAAUUAGGUGAAAAUCUUUGUUCUUCUGGAACAUUCGUUCAGUACAUCGCAUCCAAUUGUUUGAUGAGGAAUGAUAACGGAGAUGUAGAACAUCGUUGUUCCUAUAGAGAUGAUGAAGAUUCUGAUGAUUCAACAGCUUCCUGCAGCUAUCUUAAACAAGUCAUGUCAUGUGCAAAGAGGAAUAUCUCAGAAUCAGUUGGUGUUGAAUGCAGAUUGGUUGACCUAGUAAACACAGACAUAUCUGUAGACAACAUGCCCGAAAUAUCUAAUUCUGAUAAAGAGAUGUGUGUAGACAAACUUGGGAAUUCCAAAUGUAUACAAGAUGACUUGACGGAUAACUAUCACGCUGCCCUACGUUGUGUGAAGGCUGCAAACUUCAGCUCUAGUAUAUUUUUGGAGGAUGAUUUGUCCGGAGAAGAUGCACGAUUAUGCAGAAUAUUGGAUUAUUCAUUGAUCUGCUUGAGGUCGCUGAUCUCUGAGACAUGUACAGACUUUGAUGAGAACGACCUAUACAUGGAAUUUACUAGCUUAAUGGAAUACCUUGAACUGGACAGAAGCAUGCGAGAAUGUGUUGAUUAUAAAAUGCCAGCCACAUUUCAGACUUGUAAAGCUUUAUCAAGUGUGCUAUCAACAGAGAAUGAUUGCCAAAAUGCAGAUUUUGUAACGGAUGUUGUGAUUGGUAACUGUGGCAGACAAUUUAAAAGUCUGAACAUUGGUGAAAACAAAUGUUUAGGCUAUCCAGGUUUACUGAGCUGUGGAAUUGAAGGUACCAAAAUGUUCCUCACUUCGAAGGAUGAUACGGGAAAAGAUGGGAUGGGAUGUGAAAGAGAUCAAAUCAUUUCUGCCUUACAAUCGAAAUCUCAAAGAGUUGCAGAUUUUCUGUCAUUGAAUCCAAAUGAUUGUCAAGGUGACUGUUAUGAGGAUAUUGAGCCAGUUUUGGUGAAAUGUAUAAACAUGACACUUGGUCUGAGCUCUAGAAUGAACUUAACAUACAACAGUUGGCGGAACAGUUGCAGGGCAUACAAGUAUAUGUACCAAUGUGUAGAUCUAGAAAAACCAGGGUGUGAUAUGAAUCUGAAGAAGACUGCCUUAGAUACAGCAAUAAGCAGACAUGAAUCAGAGGGCUUGUACAGAAACUGUAUAGAUCCAUCAUCAUUGGCAAAGUUGGAUAUGUGCAAGAAUAUGACAGAUCUGAUGGAGGUAUCAGCCGGGCAAUGUGGACGAUAUAUACAUGCCUUGCUUAACACAACAGCUAGUCUCCAAUCACCAGGCAAAUGCCUAAACCAGACAGAUCUUACAUCAUGCAUGAAACAUUUCUUGGAAGCCUACAUGGAACAAGAACAACCUGAACAGGAUAUAUGUGGAGAAGAGACAGACUCUGUUAUUGGAAGAGCUGCCAUGAUCUAUAUUCGCAACCGAUUCAGAUAUGAUACUGGCGCCAUGGAAAUGAAUUUGGAAACUUUAAAGACUUGUUUUGGUUUUACGGACAGGGAAGGACAUUGUCCAUAUAUAGACAUAACAAGUUCUUACUCCGAAGGCCCUGUUACAUGUGCCAUUGAUGAUGACUGCAAGGAUAGCGAACAUAAAUGCUGCUUUGAUGGUCCAACAUUUACUUGCAGGCCACCCACCACAAUUAAAGAAAAAUUCGCAGUGGCACUACAGCUUUUGAAUGUUGAAUGGAAGGAGGAGUAUAAUAGUAUGGAUGAUCCAGAAACCGAAACCAUGAUUGCUCAACAUCUUCAAUGGAUUGAGGAAAUUUGUGAAGAAAAGGGAUGGUCUUGCGGAGAAUAUUAUCUAUCCCCAAAUAAAAACAAGAGAAGGAAAAGGCAAGCAGAGCAGUUGUCAUGGACAAACCUGAAUUUUGUAGUACAGUCAGUAAAUAAUCCACUUAUGAUAUUUAGAAGGGCAAUACAAAUGGAGGGAAAAGAGAACACCUACAAAGCAUCUUCCUUCCUUAUACAUCGGGAAUCUCCUGGCAUAUGUCCUCCACAUAAUUAUAACUCCUGCAAUGCCACCGAGAAUCGACCAUACUGUGGCAAUGAUCAGUCAUGCAGGGCUCGGCUAGGAGCCGGCUACAAAUGCUGUGAUAAUUGCGGAAAUUAUUGUACGAAGAUAGGAGAUCCAGAUGUAUGUUAUCCAAUCUACUCACAAGUGAAUGUGUCCUGUGCUGAUGAAUGGAAACACGACUUCAGUGACAUAUCAACCGAUGGACAAUGGACUAUAGAUCAGUGCAGGAAUCUGGAUAGCAUUGCACAUUGUUUGAACGGGAAAGACAGUGAAAAGAAAUGCAGUUUUAUGUACUUUAAAGAGCAAGCAUUUAAUGACAUUGUUAUGAGUAUGGACAAUAAUUACGAUUAUAACUUCCCUAAAAGCUGUACCGAAGAUGAAGGUCCCACGUAUUGUGAAGAUACUGAUAUCGUAUACAAAAGUGUUGUAGACAAAUGUGUUGGCAUGAUUUAUGAAAUUUUCAAUGCUGAGGAGAUGUCUCUAGAAAAAUGCGGGGUAUAUAAAGAAUUUAAAGACUGUAUCAAGGAGGAUUUGUCCACAUGUGAUCAAUGGUCACUUGAUAAUCUCAUUGAUGACAGGAUUUAUGAAAUUUUCAACCGUUUAAAAGAGGACGGGAAGUUAGAUGAUGAAUAUGAACCUUUAGAUGCUGAUACCUGUAAAAGUAAUGUAUGCUGGUCAGAUGUACAUGUUCUCAAUGCAACAAUGGUAAAUUGUAUGGGAGAUUUGAAAGCACUUUCAGGAGUGUCAUCAAUGAGCACCGAUGAUUGUAUGAAAGUGUUUUCAUUGACAAAAUGCAUCACUGAUGCCCUUUAUCAGAGAGUCUGGCGUAAAUGUGACAGUGAAGAUAUUGAGACUGUAUUUGAGAAAGUCAGACAUUCAGAACGAUUUCAGAUGUUAGCAAGGAAUAAUUCCCUGGAUUUAUCAAACCUAGAUAUCAAAAUGUGUGAAGCAAAAGUUUGCCAUCCGAAGCAAUUGACAAGAUUUGCAGAAACCAACUGCAGUAAAGCUUUUGAAGCAUACAUGAAAGAUGGAUACUGUUUUCACGUUGAAAUGUUUGCGGGUUGUGCCAAAUUCCAAAGAUUGUUCAGUGAGGAGUCAUGUACAAUUAAGGAAAUCAUAUUUGUGUUGAAAAAAUGGGGAGGAGAAAUUAUUAAAAAGUUAGAUAAAGAUGAUACACUUGAAAAUCCGGAUGACAGGAAGUUCGAAAGUUGUGCAGGUGAUGAGGAGUUGGAAACAUUUGAGAACAAUUUCCCAAAAUCAAGCAGCGACAUCUGCUCCUAUUAUGGUGUCAACCAUUACAAUUUCAGAUACAAUUGCUUGUCAAAUGUAAAGUCGACAUUCCUGAAAAAUGAUGAACAAUGCAUAUACAAAGAAUAUUCAACAGGGUGUUUGUAUGAAUCAAUGAAGGACUUUGGCUGUACAUUUGAUAAUGCGAAGACAGCCAUUGCAAACCCACAAGUAUUGAUGGGAAUGUUUAGUGACAAUUUGGAUUGUGAUGCAGUUUUAGAGGGGCUAAAUGAUUGUGACAAACAUAUAUUGUACAUUGGUAGAGGUCCUACAGAUCAUUGUUUAAUGCCCAUCACAGGCUUCACAAAUUACAGGGUUUAUGGACUUGAUGUUAAUGUUGAUGAUCAAAAGACUGUAAAUGAAGACAAACUUUUAAAAUGCAGCUUACUGGAGGACGCAGCUGCUUGUUUUGAAAAGAAGACACCUUACACUGGUAGUGGAGUUUGUAACGCAGCUUCAUUUAAGAAAAUAAUUAACUAUGAAGUUAGAUUGUACCAAGAAGUAGUUAAGCGUACAUUAAGUCCAGAUGGUGAAGAAAACUUUGUACCAGUUGAUUUUGACGAGUGUACUAUACCUGGUGACUUGGACAUAAACUUUGGAGAAUGCCCUGAAGAUAAUGUUAUUGCAGAUCUAUUAGUGGCUGUCUGUGCUCCAAGAUUUAUGAUCGUACAGUUGCUAUAUCCACAAACAUCAACGUGCAUAUAUUCAUUUGCUGUAACAGAAUGUUAUGAAAACUCUCAUAUUGCAAGACUUGAAAAAUGUAGCAAUGAGAGGAAGAAGAAUGCAUUAAUGACCAAUGAUGAUUAUAUGUCUUCGCUCAGUAACGGAUUCAGCUUUGAGAAAUGCUUUGGUUAUACAAGCUGUCUUGAGAAAUUUAGCCAGAACACUGACUGCCUUUAUAAGUACAUUUCCCUACAUCUUAUUGCUGACCAGAUGACUGCCAGUCAGAAGUGCACAAUGUUGACUUACUAUAGAGAACAGACAAUAAAAUGCUAUGGAGAGAGAAUUCCUACUUGUGGUAAACACGCAAAUGAAUAUUUAUCAGCAUUUGUGGAUACUAGAGAUGAAAUAAUGAAAACCUUCCCUGAUCGUGAACAAUGUAAACAAACAUACAUGGUUGGAUUAGGACUGCCUAAUGAACCUUAUAAUGAAGAUUAUGCUGAUAAAAAUAGUGAUGCCUUCAAGAAUUUGAUAACCAGGGUUGAGGCUAUGCUAAAUGCAUUGUUUAAAGAAAAUGGCUAUGACUACCAAGUAGCUGGUGCUUCUCAAAUUGAUCCAAAUAGAAAGAAAAGACAAGCUGAUCCUGAUGGAAAUACUGAAGAAAUACUGACUUUGCUUCAUCUCUUGGUAACUUCAAGUGGAAACCCAGCACAGAAUAUCGAAGAAAUACUUGAUAACAGUCCUAACCUUCGCGAAGCAUUCCAAUUUAUGUCAUCUCAGUUACAAGAGUCAAGUAUAGAUUUAUGUGAUGCAAAAGAACAGUUUGGCAUCAUGGAAUGUGGCUGGGAGAUGCUAGACCAAGAUAGAUCAGACUUGAAUUGUCGGUUAAGAAGAUGUUUUGCUAGUCUUAAAUUGCCAGAGGAAUGUAAAGAUGAAGACAGACAAGACCUUGCGGAACGAGUUAUCCUAGAGACAUAUGCCUAUACUAUAGGGUCUUGUGAAGAAUUUUCUCCAUCACCUUGUGGUAUGAACUACUUCCAUACAGCCUCUACUGAUUCAUGUGAUGAGAGUUGGUCAGCUUAUAUGGAGACUAAAGAGUGCAAGGAAUACCAAGAUUUUGUAAGCUGUAUCGGUUUCAUGGCCGUUUUAAAAGGAGAAUUUUGUGAACCUCUAUCCAUACACAAGAACAUUGCUGAAGAUGUACAAAAGUAUAAUUUAUCCCAAGAAACUACCUGCAUUGACAGCUUGCAAGACUUAAAGGUGGCUUACAGUAAAGAAGACAUAUGUAUGAAUGGACUUUCUAAUGCAUAUUUGCUAAAAUACUUCUGUUUAAAUGACGAAUACUUUACCACUGUAAACACAGAGCAAAGAUGCAUGAUGGAGAUAAAGAUGCAGCAUUGUAUGUUUACCUUGACUUCUCAUCUUGCUGCUUGCCAUAAUUUCACAAAAACAACCGAGGCAUUUAAAUCUGAAGAGGUACAAAACAUCCUGAACAAUCCAGAACAUCAAUGUGAACUGACCUGUCAAAGAUAUAUGAUGUUAAACAUGGGAGCAGCUAUUAAAAAGACCUGCUUACAUAAUCCAAGAAGUAUUUUGUACCUAAGUAAUCUUCCAGAUAUUCCUGUAUAUGGCGAUCAGGAUCAUUCUUUCCCAUGCAUGGUAUAUUUGGACGCAGCAUACUGCAGUCAUAUGGUAUAUGAGGACAUGUCUACUGGUGGUCAAUAUUGCACCGAAGACGAAUUCAGUGAUGUUUUAAAACAAAAUUUACCUGAUUUGAUAGAAAUCAUGGUCAAAGAUGGCCAGUUAAUGGGUAUGCCAGAACCAUCAUAUUCUGUCGAGGAAAUUUAUCCUCAAUGCAAUGACAAAAUAUUCCCAUUACCUGAACCUGGAAACUGUUUGGAUGGUGACCAGAUGGUGAAUACAUUAACGGCUUCAUGUGCAGUUUAUGCUGAAGGUUCCCUUGGUGGAGCAACAUCUUUCUCUGACAAAUGCAGAGCACUAAGUUCCUGUGUUGAUGGAAUAAUAGACUGGUACAAAAUGCACCCAGUCUGUCCAGGUUACAUAGAAGCCUUCAUGCAGAACCAAAAGAACCCAGCAUAUGCUGAACACUUUGAAAAUAUAACCGGACUAGACUGGUUAGAAUGUGAUUCUGAUGAGGAAGAUGAAGAUGACUGUGUUCAGAUAUUUAACGAAAACGAAGAUUGCUCAAUACAAUACCGGUCUCUAUAUCUCAUUUCGGACAAGAUGACCGAUAGUCAGAAGUGCACAAUGUUAACUCACUACCGAGCAAAGACAAUGAAAUGUUUUGAAGAGAAAAGUCCAGUUUGUGGUAAACAUGCGAAUGAAUACAUAUCGGACCUAGUUGAUACGAGAGACGAAAUAACAAAAGCCUUCCCUGAUCGUGAUCAAUGUACAAAAACAUACGAGGUUGCAUUAGGUCUUCGUAAAGAACCUUAUAAUGAAGAUUAUGCUGACGAAAAUAGUGAUGCCUCCAAGAACUUGAUUGCCAGGGUUGAGCCUUUGCUUGAUGCAUUGUUGAGUAAUAAUGGUUAUGAUUACAAAGUAACUGGGGCUACUCAAAUGGUACCCAGAAGGAAGAAACGACAAACUGAUCCUGAUGGAAAUAAUGAAGAAAUACUGACUUUGCUUCAUCUCUUGAUAACUUCGAGUGAAAACCCAGCACAGGAUAUCAGAGAAAUACUUGAUAACAAUCCUAACCUUCAGGAAGCAUUCCAAUUUAUAUCAUCUCAGUUACAAGAAGCAAGUAUAGAUUUAUGUGAUGCAAAGGAGCUAUUUGGCAUCAUGGAAUGUGGCUGGUCAAUGCUUGAACCGGACCAUCCAGAUUUGAACUGUCGGUUAAGAGGAUGUUUUGCUAGUCUCAAAUUGCCGGAGGAAUGUAAAGAUGAAGACAGACAAGACCUUGCAGAAAGAGUUAUCAAAGAAACAUAUGGUUAUACUAUUGGAUCUUGUGAAGAAUUUUCUCCAUCACCUUGUGGUGUGAACUAUUUCCAUACAGCCUCUACUGAUACAUGUGAAGAGAGUUGGUUAGCUUAUAUGGAGACUAAAGAGUGCAAGGAAUACCAAGAUUUUGUAAGCUGUAUCAGUUUUAUGGGCGUUUUAAGAGGAGAAUUUUGUGAACCUCUAUCUAUACACAAGAACAUGGUUCUAGAACUACAACAGACAUAUAAUAUAUCAGUAGACCCUACCUGCAUUGCUAGCUUGCAAGACUUAAAGGUGGCUAACAGUAAAAAAGACAUAUGUGUGAAUGGACUUUCUAAUGCAUAUUUGUUGAAAUACUUCUGUUUGAAUGAGGAAUACUUUACCACAGAAAACACAGAUGAAAAAUGCAUGAUGGAGAUAAAGAUGCAGCAUUGUAUGUUUACCUUGACUUCUCAUCUUGCUGGUUGCUAUAAUUUCACAAAUACAACUAGGGCAUUUAAAUCUGAAGAGGUACAAAACAUCCUGAACAAUCCAGAACAUCAAUGUGAACCAACCUGUCAAAGACAUAUGAUGUUGGGCAUUGGACCAGCUAUUAAAAAGACCUGCUUACAUAAUCCAAGAAGUAUUUUGUACCUGAGUAAUCUUCAUGAAAUUCCUGUAUAUGGCGAUCAGGAGUAUUCUUUCCCAUGCAUGGUAUAUUUGGACGCUGCAUACUGCAGUCAUAUGGUAUAUGAGGACAUGUCUACUGGUGGUCAAUAUUGCAAGGAAGGAGAAUUCAGUGAUGUUUUAAAACAAAAUUUACCUGAUUUGAUAGAAAUCAUGGUCAAAGACGGCCAGUUAAUGGGUAUGCCUGAACCAUCAAAUUCUGUCAAGGAAGUUUAUCCUCAAUGCAAUGACAAAAUAUUCCCAUUACCUGAACCAGGAAACUGUUUGGAUGGUGACCAGAUGGUUAAUACAUUAACUGCUUCAUGUGCAGUUUAUGCUGAAGGUUCCCUUGGUGGAGCAACAUCUUUCUCUGACAAAUGCAGAGCACUGAGUUCCUGUGUUGAUGGAAUAAUAGACUGGUACAAAAUGCAUCCAGUCUGUCCAGGUUACAUAGAAGCCUUCAUGCAGAACCAAAAGAACCCAGCAUAUGCUGAACACUUCGAAAAUAUAACCGGACUAAACUGGUUAAAAUGUGAUUCUGAUGAUGAACAUGAUAAAGAUGAUGAGAGUCUAGGUACAUGUCCCGACAUUAUUGAGGAUGAUGAUUGUACGUCACAAUGCGAAAUGGACUCAGAUUGUCAUGGUCGGAUAUGCUGUGAAAAUUCAUGCAAUGUUGGAAAGUGUGUUGAUCCAACAGAUAGCAAUAAAUUGAUAAAUAAAGUAUAUAGGGUUAUAUUUGAAUUGCUACAGAAAGCUUUUAAUGAAGAUUAUAAAGACAUGAAGAGUGAUGCAUCUAGGAAAUUGAUAGAAGAAUUAACACCUUUGCUCAAUCAGAUAUUUAUGGGUAAAGAAUGGAUGAUUGAACGUUUUUUCUCCACUCUUGAUGCUCAAAGACGGAAAAGGCAACUACCAGACGGACCCGGUAACACACUUGUAGAAGUAAGUGCCACAUCCCAUGAGGACAUUGAUACAGUUGUAAGAGAUGCUUUUGCCAAAGAUGAGACACUGUCGGAAACCCUCAGUUUCCGAUCAUCAAAAUCCGAAGUGGACUGUUCUGCUACCUCAUGUUUGCGGGUCGAGUGUGACAGACAUGAAGAAAGCUACACUCCAGAUGAUGCAUGCUGUCCGCAAUGUAGACCAGUACCUUCCCCAUGCACACCAGAGUAUUUUGAGAGAGCCACCGGGGAAAAAUGCAAUCCAAUAUGGAUGAAGUACACACAAUCCAAAGGUUGCUUGGACUAUGCAGCUUUUGUCAGCUGUGUAUGGUACCAGGCUUUUGCACGAAACAUUUCUUGUGACCUUACACAAGCUAAUGCAGCUGUCAGAGAUAAGACAUUAGAAAGUCAGUUGCCAGCUGAAUUUUGUAAAACUGAAGCUGAAGGAUUUACAUUUGAAUUGGUCAAAAAUGCUCUUCCAAAGACGAGACAAGGAGUUUGUGAAAAUGUGUUUAUCAACAGGAUACUGAUGUUCUAUUAUUGCCGUGAUACAGAACAAUAUGAUGCUAUAGAUACUCCACGAGAGAAAUGUUUCAUGGAGUUUGGUAUAAGGAAAUGUGUAAAUGAUAUUGUAUACGCUGACUUCGAAUGUGACAUCACUUCUACAAAUAAUAUCUUCCAAAAUGAAGAGUUGAGGGAUGGACUUGUAAUCAGCAAACCAGAGUUGGAUUGUGAUGCAGAUUACACAUGUGCUAAAUACCUAAUGACGGAUGCUAGUGAACAAUUAAAUGAUGGUUGUAUUGGCUUAGCCAGUAAUGUCCUUCAUUUGGAGAAUACACCAGAUCUAUUUGUGGGAGAUAAACAAUUCAAAUGCUUGACCUACAAAUAUACUGUGGAAUGUGUAAACAAGGAUCUCAAAUCAGAUGAGGAAUUUAGUGACACCUGUUCUCCUGAUGAUGUCCAUGCACCAUUGUUUGGAUUGAUCAACAUGGACACCACCUCAGAUGAAGAAAGAGAGCCCUUCCAUAAAGUGGACAUAUUUUCUGAGUGUAUAGAUACAUUAACAAUUGGAGAGCUUGGGGAUUGUCCAGAACAAGGUGAAGAGUUGAUUACCAUAGUAACAGCAGCCUGUGCAAGUGAUGUUAAUGAAGCCAUGGACAGGGAUUAUUCUUUGGCUUCCGGAUGCAGAGCAUUACAUGAAUGUCACAGAGGAAUUUCAGAAUGGUACAAAAUGAGAUCUAUGUGCGUAGAUUCAGAAACAAGUAUAGAAGAAAGACUGCAAAUUAAUUCUGAAAGUGAAGACUUUAUUACUGUGUUUGAAAGUGCUACUAGUUUAGAUACAGGAUUAUGCAAAGCUGAUAAAACAUUUAAAACCUAUGAGGUGACAUUACUCUUACCCAAUCGUGUAUACCAAGAAGGAUUUGAAGACAUGUCAAGCGUUGCAAGCUCAAAAUUUAUGGAUGAAAUUCGCCCACUGCUUGCAAAAUUGUUUGGAGGCAGAAAGUUCACGAUUAUGAAAUUGUUACAUCGUCUUAGAGAUAAAAGACAAGAUGAUCAGACAGGUACAGACAACAAUGGUGUUAUCAUUUUGACAGAGGUAUCAGCAAUGGAAUUAUCCAGACCCUUACUUGAAGAAACUGCCAAGAGCAUAGAAGAUGAAGUUGUUGAAAUUUUAUCCAUUUAUCCAAUUUAUUGGCCAUGCAGUGAUGAUGACACAGUAUAUAACUGUUUUAUGAAUCCAUGUGAUGGCAAAGUUUGUGAGAAAUACCAAGAUGCACGUUGUGUGAGCAAUUAUUGUAAUGGUUGUAAUGCAUAUUUCUUUGAUAACAACGGGAAAGAUGUUACUGAAAUGUGCACAGUUGAAGUGAGACCAGGUCACUGUCCUUCCUUUGAAAAAGAUGAAGUUUCAACAUGUCAAGUAGAAUGUUCCACAGAUGAUGGUUGUCAUGACAACAGGAAAUGUUGUAAUGCUCCUUGUGGUAUGGGACAGUGUUUAGCUCCUGUUUGGAUGUAUAAAAUAGACCUUGAGCUUCUGGGUAAAACAUUCAUGCCAGAUUACCGCAACGAAAGUAGUGACACCUACAAGACUUUGGUCAUGGAGCUUGAACCUAUGCUUGAUGAUAUCAUGAAUAUUGAUGGUGUCGGCUACAGAAUUGUAGGCUUCUCUCCGAUGGAGACAGACAGAGUGAGGAGGCAAACUGAACCUGACACUGCAAAUACAUUACUACACAUGGUGGUGGAAGCAGAAGAAGACCCUAAUAAAAUGAUACAUGCCAACAUUGAAAAUGACGCAAACCUUAGAGAAAACUUCAGACUGCUUGGAUAUGUAGAUGAAUGUGCAUUAGUUGAUUGUAUGGAUCUAACUUGUACAAACCAGUUCACACCAGAUGGAGAAUGUUGUCCUAUGUGUGGAGAAAACUGUACAGAAGUUACUUGUGAGGAUAUCAGUGAAGAAUGUCCCAAGGAAUUAAUAUCUAGAAGACCGGGAGCAUGCUGUGAUGAAUGUGGACCAGGUAUUUUCUUCUGGACUUAA